GUUGGACAGCAUUGCAUGAGGCCUGUAACCGAGGCUUUGUCUCCGUAGCAGUUGAACUCAUUAACGCUGGAGCCUCAGUCAAUGCUAAAGGCCUAGACAACGAGACUCCUCUGCACGACGCCUGUGUCAACAACCAUCUGAAGCUUGUAGAGUUGUUACUCGAGAGCGGUGCAAGCACUUCAAUAGUCAACAGGCGAGGACAAACUCCUGCUGACGUCUGUAGGUCUCCAGUUAUUCUGGCUCUUUUACAGCAGUCUGCCAGAGAUACUUCAGAAGUGCUUGGGCUUGAAAUGUCUCGACGCACUCCCCCUAGCAGUGCCGUCAAAGGCCCUGAUGCUCUCAAAGUAGAGAUCAAAGAAGAAGAGGAACAAUGUGAUGAAGGCUGCGAUCGAAGCUGUGAAGGCUCUUCUACUUCUGCACCGCAAGUGUCAUCUGCCUCUACCUCAACAUCUUCAUCGAGUAGCAGCUGCAGUGGUGGUCGGCCGUCUUCACCACGCGUUGCAUUGCGCAUCACCAGCACUGGCCAAGCCAAGACACCAGACAAAAGAAACUCCACUGAUAGCAAAUCAACGGAGGGCCGAGCUUCGAGCGACGAUCCAUAUGAGUUUAAGUGCACCAAAGAUGAAACUCCGUCAAGCGGCAACAAAGAUGAAGAAGAGGAAGAAUCUUCAUCAAAGCCCCACACUCCUGGGAAGAACGAUUCAGCUGGGGAAGAACGGGGAGAAAAACGGAGCAUCGAUGACGAUGAAGAUGAGACUGCUAGGAAGCGAAAAAGGAAGGAAGAAGUGAAGGACCAAUUACCAGUAACUCCAUCCAAGAAUGCUGGUAAAGGAGAGAAGACCAGCAAGCCCUCUAGUCGUUCAUGCUCAUCGAACAGCGGCCCCAAUUACACUGCCAACUCGGGCAAGAACAGCAGCAUCCUGGGAGCCACCAGUGGCGGUGCCUUAGCUGCUGUCGACCCUCCUACUUCUCAGGACACCAACAGGAAGAGUCCACAGACCAGCUCCAGCAGCCCGAAGUCUUCUAUUAAGCAAGAAAAAUGUGACGAAGCAGCUGACGAAGAAAAUUGCUCUAGAUCAGAUGCUCCCAAUUCCACUAACAGCUCUAGCAGCACUGGCAACAGCUCAAACGGCAACAACAAUAACAGCAGUCCGAAAGUACCUCCUUUAAAGAUAGUUCUGUCAUCUUGCGGAAAUAACAGCAAUAAUAAUAAUCCCAAUAGCGGCAUAAACAGCACCACGGGCGGCUCGGGGUCAUCAGGUGGUAUUGAUCAAGAAUCCGCAGGCCAACAGAGUGGUAAUGGAGGAAAUAAAAAUGGUAACGGUAAUGGCGGUAGCAGUGGACGUCAUUUGCCAUACGUGGUGUCCAGCUCUUCGAACGCCGGCCAAGACCACAUCAAUAUUAAAGAAGAAAAUAACAGCAGUGCACAUACAAGCAGCAGUACUGCUUCAAAUAAUUCCACCCAUGACUCUAAAGACAACCUCUCGCCGUUAGUUAAGGAGGAGCCCCUGAGUCCUGGGGGCUGUGAGAAGAGCGCAACACGCAUCACCCGCUCCACAAGGAGUAACACAGAUGAAGCUGGCAGUGCAGCGAGUGUCAAACUAGAAGUGAAAGUCGAGGAAGCAGCUGUCACUUCAAUAUCAUCCACGCCCGCAACAUUAUCGUCAGCAACUACAACACCACUCACCGCUACCACGUCAGUCUCUGCAAGCAGCAGUAGCACUAGUAAUAACAGCGCUCCCGCGGCAUCCAGCAGCAGCACCACUGAAGUCGUGCAUCCUCGCAAACGAAAAAUUAACAUCAAAGAAGAAGAUUCUGACCCUCCUCCACCUCCUUCGGUUCCUGAGCUACCGCUGUCUAAUUGUUAUCAAAUGUUUCUAGUCAUCAGGAAGCAGAUCGACGACCGCCGCAAACUGCUGUUCCCGGUGCAACCCAUACCUCCGCAGGGCUUCAAAGACUACCUCAUGAACCGAGCCACCUACGUGCUGGCCGGCAACCCUGCCUCUCAACAGUCCGUGCCGCUCAUGACCCCGCCAGCUUCUCUGCCUCAGCCGCUCAAAGAUCUCUUCACUGAGCAGGAACGUGCCAGGCAUAAGCUUAGACUUCUGCACCAGAUAGAGCGCGAAAAGAUGGCACUUUGUGUAGAGCAAGAGAUUCUGAGAGUGCAUGGCAGAAGGGCUGCCGCCCUUGCCAACCAAAUGCUUCCUUUCAGCGCUUGCAAUAUACUUAGGGAUCAGGAGGUAUAUAAUGUCUUAACUCCUGAACAAGAGGAGAAGCAUCGAAAUGCUCGUUCUCGAUUCAAUGGGCGACUCUUCAAUUCCUGGCUCCAGGAUGUCGACGAUAAAUGGGAAAAAAUCAGGGAGAGCAUGGUGUUGCGGCAACAAAACGAAGCCGAGUCUCUGCACGCUGUCCACCGCAUGGACUGGGAGUGGAAGAUGAAGGAGGUCGGGUUGUGCGAUAACAAAUCCAACCCGGUAAUAGACGACCUCCAUGUGCCCAUGGUCGCGGUGUCGGACUUCGAUCAUCUCUCUGCUUAGCUGUCUUUGCAUCUCUCGCGGAUGUAUAUUUUAUCCCAUCUGUUCAUUUAAAAGGGUGCCGUCUUGUAUAGAAAUUAGAGGACGAUGCUCCUAGGUUAGAUGCAAUAUUACAUUAUUUUUCUCUCCUAGUCAGUAAUUAUCAAUCAUCCAUUCAAUCGUGACGAGCCUAAUAUUAGAGUAAUGUUGUUACGAGGUCAAACGAUAGUGCAAAUUGCUCAACAUGUUUGUCGCAGUUUAACAUGAACGGAAAGUUCCAGUUGCUGAAAACAUUCUGGAUGUAAAUUGGUUGACCUGAUCGAGCAUACUAGGGGUGGAGGCCGAUGGCAAAAGAAGAGUGUUGACGAAGAUCCCAGAACGGGUGUACUAAUUUCAUUUCUUGGUUGUCGAAGUCAUUGAGCUAAUUGAACAUUGAAAUGUUACUGCAACUGGCAUAAUAAGACUAUUUUACA
This is a messenger RNA of Hyalella azteca, 2986 nucleotides long. Its product is annotated as ankyrin repeat domain-containing protein 11. Gene Ontology annotation, cellular component: nucleoplasm. The record is from RefSeq and is a predicted model, not a curated record. NCBI's taxonomy places the organism in Eukaryota, Metazoa, Arthropoda, Malacostraca, Amphipoda, Hyalellidae. Gene Ontology annotation, molecular function: protein binding.